AUGGAUCCGGCAUCCGCGGUCGGUCUUGCGGUCGGGGUUGCCUCCUUGGCAUUUGAUGUGUUUGACAAUUCUAUCAAACUUUUUAAAUUUUUCUCGGCUAUGGUAGACAUGCCGAAAGAUUGUGAGCAAUGUCGCCUCCAGCUUAUGAUCGAAUAUAAUCGUCUUUUGGCCUGGGGCGAGUCGGUGGGCUUGAUGAACGCUCAGCAAGGAUCGCAUGUGGCUGUCAAUUUAGGAACGAAUGCAAUCGAGCUGUGCAGCAUCGUAUCUCGCAUAGGCUGGCUCCUUGGAGAAUUUCGAGAUAUGAACGCCCGAUGGAAGAAUGAGCUGCUAGUGUCGCAAGACGACGAUGAACUGAUGAGCAAGAAAGGCUACGAGGACUUCAAUUUGGCAAAGGAAGUCUCGAGUCUCGCAAUCACCUACGAGGAAACCAAACAAGCACGCAAAUAUCUUCGAGGGACCAACCAUGUGAUUAAAUGGUUCUCGAAAGGAGCUGAGACUGCCAAGGAGAUCGUUACGCACCCUUCUCGAGUUCGAUGGGUGAUGGUGGAUAAAGGAGCAUUCGAAGCACUUCUGGAAGAUCUCCAUUUCCUCACCGAGCGUAUGCAUGAACUCAUGGAGGAUUAUCGUAGAGACCGUAUGGAAGAAACUACCUCUAAGAUCUACCGCGAGAUGGUUCUGGCGCGGAACGACAUCAGCGAUCUCAGAAACCUGCUGGAUGCUGUUACGAGCCUGCUCAAGACCACCAGGGAAAACACAGACGCAACACACCACAGCGAGAAUGACGAAACACUUCAAGAUCUUCUACGGCUGAAAAAGAUCAACUGCGUCUCAAAUGAGCUUCUACUAAAAAUGGAGGACGAGCAGAUCUUUGAUAUAGAAAGAUAUCUGAAAGACUUGAUCAGUGUGCAUCGAUACAACGGCUCGACAUUGAGCGACUCCUUCUCCUACACAAAGCACGACAAGAUUUCAAGAGGUACUGGACCACCUCGGCCGAGAGGGACUCUGAGCCAGGUUGGUGAGGUGAUUCAGGUUUGGAUCGAGUGGAAGACAACAGGCGACAUUCCCAAAGGACCCCUCGAGGACAACGAAUCCAAGUUGCGAACCGCAACUCUUGCGCAGAUGCUUCAUACCAAGAAGCCUCGGCACCUCUAUUCACCUACGUGCAUUGGGUACAUCGACGAUUGUGCAGAGAACCGCCGAUACGGAUGGAUUUUUCGAAUGCCUGAUGGCUCAACCGAGGCCACAAUGCUGAAAACACUCCACGAAAUUCUAGGCCAGAAUCAAUAUAAGCCAACACUUACCCAACGAACGGCCCUCGCUUGGAGGCUAGCAUCUUCACUGCUCUAUGUACACGCUACGAACUGGCUGCAUAAAGGGGUUCAUAGUGGUAACGUAAUCUUCACGUUCGACGGAGAUUACUACAAUCCCGAGAAUCCUAUCCUCUCAGGAUUCGAAUAUUCACGUCCGAUGAGCAAUAAAACGACGGGUCGAAGUCUUGACCCGAAGUGGGACAUCUAUCGCUGGCCGCGUGUUCAGAACGAGAUACCACAGGCGGCAAACUCUCGCAAGACGUACGAUAUCUACAGUCUAGGCCUUGUUCUGCUCGAAAUCGCCCACUGGAAGCCGUUGCAUGAGAUUAUGUGCCUGAAAAGGUGGCCAGAGCCCUCCUCUCAAGAUCCGAGGAUUCGAGGCUGGUUGUUGGGACAGGAGCGUCGUCCGCCGUUCAAAGAUACAAAUCCUCUUGUCGAGCUACGUGAUAUCGCCGGGGACAAGUAUUGGAGAGCGAUCAGCCGUUGUCUUGUAGCUCAUGGUGACGAAGGAAUGAGCGUCGAUGAGGACUCAGAUCAAUCACAGGGCUCCGGGACUGGAAUCAGACUCCAAAGCGCGUUCACUGAGUUUGUGCUUGAGGAGCUUAAGAGUGUUUCGAUUUGA
Messenger RNA from Ilyonectria robusta, 1932 nucleotides. Its product is annotated as prion-inhibition and propagation-domain-containing protein. The transcript has 2 exons. The record is from RefSeq and is a predicted model, not a curated record. The coding region runs from base 1 to 1932 and encodes 643 amino acids. Gene Ontology annotation, molecular function: ATP binding; protein kinase activity. NCBI's taxonomy places the organism in Eukaryota, Fungi, Ascomycota, Sordariomycetes, Hypocreales, Nectriaceae. Gene Ontology annotation, biological process: protein phosphorylation.